This is a messenger RNA of Sceloporus undulatus (fence lizard), 3941 nucleotides long. RefSeq names its product Cdc42 guanine nucleotide exchange factor 9 (gene ARHGEF9). The transcript is spliced from 10 exons. Gene Ontology annotation, molecular function: protein binding; guanyl-nucleotide exchange factor activity. The record is from RefSeq and is a predicted model, not a curated record. NCBI's taxonomy places the organism in Eukaryota, Metazoa, Chordata, Lepidosauria, Squamata, Phrynosomatidae. The coding region runs from base 263 to 1753 and encodes 496 amino acids.
CUCCGCCACGUUGCAAAAACCACCACAAAACCAACUGACGCAUCCCCCCUUCCCAAAAAACAUUGUUUUUGGCCCCCUCAAUAAAAAACAAACCAACCCAAGAGAGAGAAAGAGAGAGAGAUUACAUACAUUACAGAGAGAAUUGUCUCUUCUGAAAGGGGAAGAGCAGCCAAGAGCAUCAACAUGGCCUCGUCGUGAUCUGUAUGACCUGAUCAGUGGCGGUUCUAUUGUAAGCGCCGAGGCAGUAUGGGAUCACGUCACCAUGGCCAACCGGGAGUUGGCAUUUAAAGCAGGAGACGUCAUCAAGGUCCUGGAUGCCUCCAACAAGGACUGGUGGUGGGGACAGAUUGAUGAUGAAGAAGGAUGGUUUCCCGCCAGCUUCGUAAGAUUAUGGGUCAACCAAGAAGAUGGAGUUGAGGAAGGGCCAAGCGAAGUACAGAAUGGACACUUGGACUCCAAUGCUGCAGACUGCCUCUGUCUCGGCAGGACCCUCCAGAACAGAGACCAGAUGAGAGCCAAUGUCAUCAACGAAAUCAUGAGCACGGAGCGCCACUAUAUCAAGCAUCUGAAGGACAUUUGCGAGGGUUACUUAAAGCAGUGUCGGAAGAGAAGGGACAUGUUCAGCGAUGAGCAGUUGAAGAUCAUCUUUGGCAACAUUGAGGACAUCUACCGGUUCCAGAUGGGCUUCGUGAGGGACUUGGAGAAGCAGUACAACAACGAGGAUCCGCAUCUCAGUGAAAUUGGUCCAUGUUUCCUGGAGCAUCAAGAUGGCUUCUGGAUCUAUUCGGAGUACUGUAACAAUCACUUGGACGCCUGCAUGGAGCUCUCCAAGCUAAUGAAAGAUGGCAGGUACCAGCACUUCUUCGAAGCGUGCCGCCUUUUGCAGCAGAUGAUAGAUAUCGCCAUUGAUGGCUUCCUCCUGACACCUGUACAGAAGAUCUGCAAAUACCCGCUGCAGCUGGCAGAACUGCUGAAGUACACAGCCCAGGACCACAGUGACUACAGGUACGUGGCUGCAGCCCUUGCCGUCAUGAGGAAUGUGACCCAGCAGAUCAACGAGAGGAAAAGGAGGCUGGAAAACAUUGACAAGAUUGCUCAGUGGCAAGCGUCGGUUCUGGACUGGGAGGGAGACGACAUCUUGGACCGCAGUUCUGAGCUGAUCUACACAGGAGAAAUGUCCUGGAUUUAUCAGCCUUACGGACGAAGCCAGCAGCGGGUAUUCUUCCUCUUCGAUCACCAGAUGGUCCUCUGCAAAAAGGAUCUCAUAAGGAGAGACAUCCUCUACUACAAAGGGCGGAUUGACAUGGAUAGGUAUGAGUUUGUGGAUAUAGAAGAUGGGAGGGACGACGACUUCAACGUGAGCAUGAAGAAUGCCUUCAAGCUUCACAACAAGGAGACGGAGGAGGUGCACUUGUUUUUUGCCAAGAAGCUGGAGGAGAAACUGAGGUGGCUGAGAGCUUUCCGGGAGGAGCGGAAGAUGGUGCACGAAGACGAGAAGAUAGGUUUUGAAAUUUCCGAAAAUCAGAAACGGCAAGCGGCAAUGACAGUAAGGAAAGUCAGUAAGCAAAAAGGAGUUGGCUACUCGCGAUCGGUUCCUCCCGCUUACCCACCGCCCCAGGAUCCGCUAAAUCAGGGACAAUACUUGGUGACCGACGGCAUAGCCCCCACCCAGGUCUACGAAUUCGCCGAACCCAAACGCAGCCAGUCCCCGUUCUGGCAAAACUUCAGCAGGUUAACGCCGUUCAAAAAAUAAUAUAUAGAGUUUGAGGUGGAGAAUUUUAAAAUAAUUAAAAAAAUAAAAAUAAAAAUAAAAUAAAAUUUUAAAAAAAUAUAUUAAAAAAUGAGAAAAAAUUAUAUUUAUAGAUGGACCUUUUUUGGAAAAGCACUGUCGCAACUUAAAAAAAAUACUUAUAUCUAUAUGGAUAGAUAUAGAUAUAUAUCUUUUGAAGGACCAAAAAUGUUUUGUUGUUGUUGUUGUUAUUUUGGGGUAAUAGUCUCCACUGCUAUAUCCCCUGGAAGCACCAAGUACUUCUGCUCAUGUAUCCUAUUUUCUUUGGGCACCAUUGGAGUCACUGUUGUUACCGUCGUUCUUUUCUUUUUAUACUUUGCAUUUUGUCUCAGAGUUGUCUCCCGCAAUGAUUUCUUGUCCGUCUGCAUUCCCUACCUCUGAUUUGUUCCAUACAGGUGUAUAUUUCUUUUGUCCAAGUUUUAUUUAUGGAUUGCCUAUGCUUCAAAGGGGUUGGCUACAAGGAUAGGGGAAAAGACCAAUCUCUUUUCCUACCAUCUCAGGCCUGCAGCCCAUCAUGGAUGCAAAUCUCUGGGAAUUGCUUCUUUGCCCAAAGACACAGAGAUGCAUCUCUGGGUCCCAUUGAUUUCCAUGGAACGAGCUCCAAUGGUUUGCUGGAGUGACUGCAUCAUUGAAUGUUUAUAAAGUUCUCCAUUUAAAAACAAACCCGUUGCAUUUGGUUUCUCCUAUUCUGUUUUGCAUCCAUGCUCCUGUGUGCGUUGUGUCAUGAAUAUGCCGCUCGGGUCUUCUGUUGCUUUUCACUGUUUCAAAAAAGGGACCGUAGGCGCAUGGCUUUUCCUCUCUGCAUGCUCCCUUCCACUCCUUUCCUUACUAGAAAAGAAGUUGCAAAGCUGAAAUGCUAGAUGGAUUUUGUCCGAGGCAUGCAAGGAGGGAGGGAUGGUUCAAGAGAGGUUGGGGUGGCUUCCGGUUCCUUUGUAACGAAAGGAAUCCUGUUUUUAUUUGUGCUCUGUCCCUUCUUCAUAUGUGGUUUGAGCAUAACCUUCUUCUUAAAAGGAAUCCUAACAACACAAUUCAGGUGGUUCCCAUUUUGGUUGCACAUCCUGUUGUAUACAGUUUUCUGAAUUUGUUCCUAUCUGUUUUUGUUGUUGCCAAAUGUACCCAGUGCUCUAAGUGACACAACCCACAGAACCUAAAGAUUUGCAGGGAAGAGCUACAUCCUAGGAUAUAUUCAGGUGCCUCUCGAGUCUCAAGAAAUGGCCAGUUUUCCUAUCGAGGCAAAAAGAAAAUACCCAAGCGAACCCAUCCCUUAUACCCUGGAGGUGAUACUGCUUAAUGCCCCAUUGAUCUCUGUUUAGAGACGCACCGGCCACAGUGACGACAAACCAUUAUGGAGACCUCAUUCCCUGGCCUUUGGUUUUGAUCCCUUGUUUUAGCCUGAGGUCUGCAUUAUUACUGCAUUAGCCAGUAAUAACUAGCUAUUAGCGACAGGAUCAAUGCUUCAGUAAUCAAAAAAACAUUUUCCUACAAUUGGGAAUGCAUCAGAUUUGUAGAAACAGCCUCAUGCUGUGUUGCUGAAUCAACCUCCUAGUCCCCACCGUAGUUCUUUGGACAGAGAUAUGUUAGGACUUACAAAAACCCAGUAGCUGGUGUUUAUUCGCACAUCAGUUGUAGGAAUCAUUUUCGGUGGAGUCCUGAUCGAGCAUUCAAUCUUUUGUUCCCUUUUUCUUUCCCUGCGCUCUCUCUCUCUCUCUCUCUCCUCUCCUCUUCUAUGAAGAAAAGGCAUUUUGGAAAGCCAUCUUGUCAGUUUCAACUAUAUGUGUCCUAGGCUGCAUCUACGCUGCAAAGUUAAUGCAGUAUGACGCUGCUUUAACUGCUGUGGCUCAACACAAUGUGAAUCCUGGGUUGUGUAGUUUGGUGAGAUGUUUCGCCUUCUCUGUUGGAGAGCUCUGGGGCCACAACAAACUACAAAUCCCAGGAUUCCACAGCAUGGCAUCCUUGCAGUCAAAGCAGAGUCAAAGUGCACUAAUUCUGCAGGGCAGAUUCAGCCCUAGUCCAGCCAAAGGUCAGGAUCCUUUUAGUCGUCAUUUAUUUUACUACUUCUUUUGCCUUUUCAGUUGCUAAAGGUUGGGGGGCUGUCGGGGCGGGGGGGAAUUAACCAGCGUAUCUGUUAAGCCUGUUCAUUUGCUGUUUUGUG